Messenger RNA from Blastomyces gilchristii SLH14081, 8422 nucleotides. RefSeq lists its product as uncharacterized. The coding region runs from base 326 to 760 and encodes 144 amino acids. The record is from RefSeq and is a predicted model, not a curated record. The transcript is spliced from 3 exons. Lineage: Eukaryota; Fungi; Ascomycota; Eurotiomycetes; Onygenales; Ajellomycetaceae.
AAAGGAACGAGGCGCCAACAAGAGAGAACCGAUAAACGCCGUUAUUUGGUGGAUCGCUUCCGCGACAACAUUAUAUAUUAUUCCAGAAAUCGGGAAUCUCCUAACAGUCUGUCAUACCUUGGCGUAUCAAAGGUUGUGCUUUGCUUGGUUUUUUUUUUUCUUUUUUAACCUUUUUGCCGCAGCAAAUGGACAGCCAUUUAGCCCCAUGCGCGUGGAUGGAGCGCAACCAAUAGCAUGGUAUGGGGCCAACGAUUCCCACUCCCGGGCGAACAGAUGCUACAUCUAUUUUUGACUACGGAUUACAGUCAGGUAUACGACCACUCAGAUGAAUGUAACCCAGGCCUCCUGUCGGGGAAUUUCACCGAAUCUCGACUAUCAUGGCGAGAGGUUGCAGAAGAAGUGCCCAGAGCAUAUGCUUCCCCCACGAUGCCCUCUUUUUAUUUCCUGCUGGUCUUGUUCCAACAUGCAAAGUCUUAUCUCCAAUGUUCGCGAUUUCGGGAUUUGGUUCAUUGUUUACCAUCCCAUCUCAAUUUUGUGCCGCUGUGAUCGUCGGAGGCGAAUUCACAAAAGGCCCGUGUGUCAGGAGUGCUCGUUGCAGACGCCUGUCUCUCGUCGAGUGAACCAGCCUGAUUUUACCUUACAGGUCCCAGAGCCGAGGUUCAGCCGCCUUCCGGCAGUCGACUGCCUUGAUCUCUUCGCAUCCCUAUUGGCUCUGAUCCAUACCCAGCAUGCGACGUUGCUCGGUGGGGAGUCGGCGUAACGGGUGAGAUUUCGAUUGUUGAGUCCUUAUAAUGAAGGAGCACUGCUCGUUUUCCUUGGCCCCUUGAAAUUACUUCUUUUCUGUCUGAAUAGGCCUUCACAUUAUUACUUGAAAAUUAAAUCGCCGAAUCAGCUGAUGUCUAGGUUUUGAUUGUCUUCAUCUUAAAACGAGAAAUCCCUAUUUCCUUGCAAUCACGUUGGUUAGGAAUAUUAUUUCAUCGGCAUAAAUUUCAGCAAUUUUUGGUUGCUUGUCUGCAUUGCUGGAGGAAAAACUACAUACGAAACUACAUACGAAGCACGAACUGCUUUCGUCCCAACACUCUUUCUUCACCUCCACCCAUGCCCGCCCCGCAUGCAGCCUGACAGCUACUGACCGCUACGUAUUGGGCAUGAGAGGUAGUUAUGUGAUACAGGUUCUGAAAUCAUUUAAACCGAAAAAUCUUCCUAACUUCGCUCCACUUCGCUCCCUUCCUCUCAUCUGUGUGAUUAACUAUUUCCACUAUCAACCUCCUAGCAUGACAGCAGGACAUAUCUUCUCAAACGGUGUCUCAAUCCAAGAAAAUGCCGAAAACCCGGAACAGUUCAUCGCAUUGCGAGGUUGAAAUAUCUUAAUCUUGUCCUUCGCUUCACCGAUGACAGUUCAUUUCGCCCUAUUUGACCUGCAAUGUGUCAACACCAAGGUAUGGCUAGCGUAAUUCAAAAUUGAUUAUGCUUACUAGCCGGGAUGCAUCAACACUCUGUACCACAUUCGUGACAAGAUUUGCCAGGAAUAACCCACGUUUCCUUACCACUCUCCGCGCACUUUGGGCACUGGACACCAGGCAUCUUGAACAAUACCGUUAGCUGCUACAAUAGUGUCUACUUAUCUGUUGCUUUGGGUCUCACCGGUGACAUCUCAUUCCUUCUAGCCGCCGAACCAUACGACCACAUCAUGGACAUGCCGGGUUUGAAAAAUUGGUGACGUUUGAAGGACGAGUGCAAGUGGAUGACUCCUCCUAAAUGAAUUACUCACUUACUAAGGACAGGAGGAAAAAGUUUAUAAGCGCACCACUGCUGGUUUAUCUGCGUGUUUGGAUGAAGGAUUUGGGUGGUUCGCUUCACGGAUUAUUCACAAUAGCCCAGGGGAGAAUUGACGACUUAUUUAUGAUGCGUCGACCGAUUUUGAACCUUUCCUGAAGUCAAUAUGAUCUCCCACGAUCGACUAAUAUGUCAUAAAGAAGUUGUCACAUGGACAGGUAGCCUCCUUCACACUCCGGGUCCCUUGAAGCAAAUGCGCGAGAACUGGUGGAUCAGCAACAUAAGGUCAAGCCAGUACCAACACAUCUCGACGCAACCAGUUCGAUUUGAGAUACGGGUAUGUCGAGGAUAAGCCAAUGAUCACUGCUCUAUUUGACUCUGAUACGGUGGAAAUCUGCUCAACACGAUCGCAUUUUCCAGCGUCUCCUAAAAGUAUCAUCCAGCAGGGUGGGGAUCGUUCCAAUAGUGCCUGAUAUACGCUGAAUAAGGUGUUGAUAUUCUGUUUUGUUCAACAUCAGAAAAUAAAUGGCGCCUAGUCCGUGUUAUUGUAUGCCACAUUACCCCAUCCCACUUGCGGAGAAAAGUUUAUUUGAUCAUUUAACAAACAUCAGCGUGAUCAGCCAUUCGUGUCCACUUUUCUUGAGAAAAUUGGAGAAUGGAAAUGCGUGUCAAUUCUGCUGAAAGUACUACGGCCGAGAUGGCGGAUUUCGCCAGAUGUUUGGUUAUCUACAGACUGCGAACCAACACUGUGGAGCCAGACCAGAUAGCCUUUCACUGGGUGGCUUCCCCGUAACCCCAGAAUCAACCUGGACCGGAAAUCUUUUACACCGCCUACCUGCACCGUGUCAAUUCUAUAAUUCGUCGACAACAUCCCACCUCGCAGCUCUUACAAAUAUUCAUAUAAUUGGAUUGGCCAGGUUGACACCAUUUCGAAAAAUCGAAAUUACAUGGCAACCCAGGGAUAGUGCAUCCCUAUCAAUCGAACGUGACGGGGAAAACGGCCGCGUGAGCAGAAAAUUUGCCUACCAGGAGAAGUCCAGGUUUGCCAUGGAGCUCAUAUUUCCAUGAAACAGAUUACCCGAUUCGUCAUUCACAAAUAGCACGGCUGCAUCUAGGCGGGAUGCUUUCUGGGCGAGCCGAUAAAAGUACGCGACUUUGAUAUCACAACUAACUGUGUUCUUUCGUCUCGGGCUGCAGCCAAUCGAUGGCCGAUUUUAGAGCUAUCCAUCCGCCCCUCACGUUUGCAGCCAGCUAAGACCUGGGUUUCUUGAGCCAAUUAUUACUGCAAAGGAAGGCAGAUCAUUGCCAUGACGAAACGGGAACAUUGCCGAUUUUUGGUUAUUCCAACGGCUGCUCGUGCCACGUCUCCCACCUUCUACUGCCACUAUGGUUUUCCGUACCAUUUUAACAUCUGGUUCUCACUCCUAAUUGUUAGGACCAUGAAGGCGACUCAACUUGAACGUAUUUCCGCUCAUUGGGCACCUCUCUCAGGCGGACCGAAAUCUAAAAGUUUGCUACCGGACAAGCCACUUAUUUAAUUUCCAGAUGAUAACUCCUCCAAACCGCCUUCGAUAAUCAAAGAGAUGUCGUCCCCGCAGAACAACGUUUGGGCGAUCAUAUCUCCAAGCUCAUGGAACUGAACAUUGACUGAUGCUGGUCAACCAAUGAGGUUACGAGGUUGAGCAGAAAAAUGGACAUGUCACAAUUUGUUUUAGUAUGCAUGAACCAUGCAUGCUUAGGUACAUACUUACAUCGAUCCGCGGGUUUUCAAGACUUGCUCAUUCCCUAUUUCCUUUGAAAUUUUACAAAAAAUAUGAGAAGACGAAAAUCAUGUUAAUUUACGCAACACCAAUUAGCCCGACCACGAGAGCUAUCACCCACAUAACACAGCCGGCUGAUCACCAAUUUCAUUAUCUAACAACUUCAUAUGGCGCCAAAUCCGAAGACAAGGUGGAACUUGCGGCUGAGGAUACAUUCUAAACUAUGCACGGAAAAGUUAAAACGUUUAUCAGAUUGAAUUGUCUCGGGCUGCAUCAGAUAAACUUUAUUCAUCCCGACACUGGAGUCUAAGAGAAACUCUCGGAAACCGAUCUAAGUGAGAAUUUGGUGGUCUAAGCGAUUAAUAGAGCACCAUAUGAUGUUAAAUAGGCCACUCAAGUAUUUCUCCUGAAAGCUAUGGUCAUUUACUGCAGAGCAUAACCUUUGCAGACAUGCUCCAACCCUAUAUGCCGACUCGGUAGGCUGAAGAAGGAGUGCAGUGGACAAAGGGAAAUGAAGUGCUUGUUUCAUACAAAAUUACCAAGAGGUUUUAGGUUAUCUUUUUCGAGAUUUUGACAAGCAGGACGCCUUGGGACAGCUUGCCCUUCGUGUCAAAAAGCCGUAUAAAUCGAAAUCCUUGGCGCAGCCGAUCGAGUCUGAUGCAAGCCCACCCCGCUAGAUCAUCUCUUCCAAACUCGCGGUCCUUAACUUUGAACCUGUCAAUUCACUUUUGUAUUAGUGCCAUGUUCCUGCAAGGAAGAGCGGGGAUACACAAUAUGCAUGAGGAAUCACAAUAACGAAAAGCAAAGCGAUCAGCAGGUCCACGCAACCGCCCCCAUUUACAUGGUUUGGCAUAUGUGGACAGUUUUCUUCCGUGUUCCUUCCGACUUUUUUAAAUGCGUGGUGUUUCCCCCCCUCUUUCCUACAAAAGCAAUAACAAGAAAUACACUUUUUGUCGAUAUCCCCUAAUUGACGUGGCACUAAUCGCCUUGAUUGGGAUAUUCGGAACUAUCAAUGAUGGUAGGAGGGAUAGAUCGACGUGGGGGGCAAGAAAUCGAAAUAACGCAGGAUAUAUCAGAAAGUAAUAAGGGGGGAGGGGGGCAAGGGGGAAGAACUACGGAAUGGACUAACCUCACAAAGCUCAGUUCCUCCAAGGUAACUGGUGCGUUUGGGAAAUGCAUCACUUGCCCUCCAAAGUCCGGAUCUGAACCAACUCCAGCCUUGGUUUGCACUUUGUACUUUGCGGUACCCGUACCGCCUUUAACAUUUUCGGUGGCGUGGAUGUGAUCCUUUAGUCGCUCAAGAUAAAGUUGACAUGCGACAUAAGGGCGGAAGCUCUUGGCGUGUUCAUCACCCACAGGGAGAGGAAUGUUUUGCCCUGCAAGGACUUCGAUCGAUAAAUCUAGGAUGUGAUACCGCGCAAUAUUUUGAAGGCUUUUUUCAGUUCGCCCUGCUGCUCCAAUCCUCCAUACCUUUCCUCUGUAUGUCUCCGGCUUAAGAACCCAACCUCUAUGCCCAGCAAACAUUCCUUCGUUUAUCAUCAUUCCCUUGUCACAGUUCUGCCAGUUUAAUGCAACAAUUUGAAUUCCUUGUCUCCAGUGAAAUGAGGGAUCUAAAUUAGACGAAUUUACGCGCAGGCCGGACGGAUAUGUUCGCAUCAUAUACUCUCGAUUAUGGUCAAAAAGAGCCUGGCGUUCAUUAUCAUGGGCGUCCUUCACAGCGUUCUCUGAGAGGGAAAAUAUGUGGUUCAGGUGGGUUGCCUCUGUAGACAUAUUUUGGUAAGCCGAUUCUUUCCUUUCUUAUGCCAAUGAGUGUAGUUCUCCCCCACUGCUCUUGAUUGCUCUGAAACAGCGUGUGGCACACCCCUUGUUGGCAGUUACUAAAAAUUUAACAUUAAUAACAUACCUUGUUGCGAAAAUUUACUAAAAGUGUAUCCACGCGUGUAAAUACCGAGUCGACUUAGAGCAUGUAAAAUCUUCGAAGGCUUUUUCUUGGCCUGAGCUGCUCUGCUGUUCUCUCCCCCAUCAAUACCUCCCACAGUGUCAUCUUCAGCUACUGAUCCUGACUUCUGUUUCCCAAUUUCCGAGGGCACUCCAGGCAUGUCUCCGGCUUUCGUUUGAUCGGCCGCCGUCUCGGGUGGUGCCCAUUUCACUUUGAUCAAAAUCUUGUUUCGCAGUUCUCCCGGGCUUGGCAAGUGUUCAAUUUCACCCUUUUCCAGUUUAGCUUCGAUAUCAGCUGGAAGCUCAACGAGCAUACCUUUCCAUGCCUGCGUCAUGAUAUCUACCAUCACCUGUUGUUGCUCAAGACUUGCAUGGACCUCUAGGCUCACGAUGAUUGGUAGAUCGCUAGUGACGAAUGCAUAAUCUCUAAUUGCACAGCACACAUCACGGAACGUUAUUUCUUUCGUCAGAGUAUAACCAUGAAAAACGCGAGGUUCAAGCCGCAGGGGGGCAGAUGACACUGCCGUUCCCGCAACUCCGGUUGCAGUUACCACGGUAGCUUCGGCAAUGGCAGCUUGCGGCUGCGUUGUCGAUCCUUUAGAAAGCCGGUCCAAGCGACUUGACAAUGAUGACAGGUUAAAACGGCCACUUUUCCUGUCCUUAGGACUCUUCUUCGCAAUUUUCUGAGACGCUUUAGGCUCGCCACGGUCACUUUCUGAACCCGACGAGUCGGAGCUGUCCUCGGAAUCCGGUUCACCAUCCCACACAUCAAUUUCGAGACAUCUACAUCCUUUCAAAAGAACCUAGCAGGGGAUAUCAUGUUAGCUCAUAAGUGCGUCGUCAAACAGGAAUUUCACCUUCAGGCUGAAACAAUGUUAUCCGUCGUCAUUGUGAAGAUGAUAUGCUCGGGGAACAUUAUCCAUCCAAUGACGCAACGAGUCCCCGGUUGUGAAUAAAAUCAAAGAACACCAAGUUCCCAUACAUCUCUGGGUAUGAAUGCUCGAUUGGCCACUGGAGUUCUCCCAACGAUUUCCCGAAUUAACAAUAGAGAAUAUGGGCAACCCAUGAGCAUUUCCGAUUGUGGAGUAAAAAUCUUGCUCUCCCCGGAAAAGUGCAUCCGCCACUACGAAUAACGACACACCACAUACACCAAAACAAAUUGCAAUGUUGUUCUAACCAAGACCGAACUGGAAACAAGAAGGAACAAUGAUGGAAAAAUCAAAGGUGGAGGGCAGACUUGAAAGUUGACAUACAUUUUUGCAACGACAGAUCUUGUGGUUCAGGGGGCGCUUGAGCAUACGCAGAUGACAUGUAUCCCAUAAAAUCCUCAUAAGUGCUGAUACUAUGUUGCUUCUGUGGAGGUUCGAGCUGGAUGGCCUCAAGAAAUGUUUCUUUAUUGUUGGCCUGGCCCGUUGAUUCGAAAAUGUGCUUUAGAUGACGCUUGAUAUGAGGGGAGAAGGCUGAAAUUCUAGUGUCUUCAAGCGGUGACCCUGCACUAGAUUUGGUAGGCGACGACAUCGUGGGCAGGAAGCAGGAUGUUAAUCCAACGAGCAGUUGGCGUGCCUCAAUGUGGCUUUCAGGCGCUGUGGCACAGAAAUGGAAGAAGAGCGUGAUACGAUAAUUUUUUGAUGCAGCAGCACAAUUAACAACGUAAUCGAUCGAAUGAUCUGUGGACAACCCCUUGUAGAACGCUGCAAGUUGUGGUUCGCUUUGUUGUAUUCAAAGCGUGCAGCGAUUGCGGGGUAGAAGUUUCAGGAGUAGCGUUGGCGGAUAACUAAUUAAUGUCCCAAGGCGUGAAGGACCUAGCAACGCGGUAUGCAAGUAUGAAAAAAAUGCAGCCAGAGCAAGCUUGACGAAGAGCAUGGUAAGAAAAAUAAUACCUAUGAAGUGAAUUCGGCACGGUGUUAAAUAUAUCAAUUGUGAAUAAAAACGUCGAGAUUUUGCUUCCCUACCUUCCCCACCAAAUCACGACUAAGACGAGAAAAAUAUUCACAGAGACUCUUGCUCCAGAAGCGAACUUCCGGUCUAUUGACGGGACAUAGAUAUGCCCAGCUCACUUCUUCUCGUCAGAAAUAUCGGUCAGACAAACGUUGGGGAUGAUAAAUCCACCAAGGGUGGGUUAAUCUCUGCAAAUCCAAAAUGGUUCGAUAAUACAUCAGGAUGCGUCAUCACCGACUAAUUUGCGGACAUUUCCUGGGAAAGUAAAAAAGCUGCACAGUAAGUGACAAUGAUUCUGGUAAAGCUCAAUAUAAAGGCAUAGAUACAUACCGCAAAUCUUAAAAUACUAUCCAACCCAGUUUCAGGAACACCGAAUUUUAUACGGGAUCCCUGGCACAUUCUCCGCAUUCCUAGAAAGGAGUUGGAUGAAGGAACGUCGAAUCCUAGUCUCGGGAGCACAUCUGCAACCAAAACCCCAAUUACAUACUUGAGCGAACCAAGAAAAUCAAAAUUCAAUGAAAGAGGUAAAGAUAUUGUAUUGAAUGGAAAUGAGAAGUGAAAAAUAUUGAAUUCAAAAAAUAUCUUGCAUUUUGACUCGAUAAACUCCAGAGUUCUGAAAACAAAAGAAGAACUUAGGAACACACCUGUGCUUAUGGAAGUUCGUCUGUUAGCACCAAACUCAUAUCAAUCAGACUCUGGAUGUUGGAAAAAUUUUCACCUCUUAGAAAUCUCAGGACUGGUGGUUUUCCACAACGAAUUGCGUUGCCCGGGAGGAAAGCAGCGGCAGGAGGAUUUGGCGUGUGACUGUGGAUUAGAUUUUAGAAGGCAAUUUAAAUUGCAAAGUGAGUGUCAGGGGCAUUCCGCUAUGAAUAGGUGCGAUGCGAUGGAUGCUCUUGGCCUUUCAUGACGCAUUUCAGCAGUAUCGGCUAGAUAUUCCUCACAGGAGUGCUGCACGAUACCAUGAUAAUUUCGUCAGUAACUAGCAGGAAAGUUUCCACAAUCAUAUUUUG